Molecule: messenger RNA, 2052 nt
Organism: Miscanthus lutarioriparius
Lineage: Eukaryota; Viridiplantae; Streptophyta; Magnoliopsida; Poales; Poaceae
Source: the annotation of a GenBank genome assembly
AUGGAGAAAGUCAUCGAGGAGAUGAGCGUCCUUGGGUACGGCGUUCCCAACCCCGCCUGCGCCGACCUUGUCGCGGCGCUCGUCCGCACCCGCCGCCUCGACGACGCCGAGCGCGUGAUUGGGGCCAUGAGGCGGCUCAAGUUCCGCCCAGCGUUCUCGGCGUACACCGUGCUGAUCGGCGCAAUGGCGGAGGCCAGGCGGCCUGAACGAGCGCUCGAGCUGCUGCGGCAGAUGCAGGAGGUCGGGUACGAGGUGGGCGUGCCGCUGUUCACGACGCUGGUGCGGGCUUUGGCUCGUGAGGGGCGCGUCGAGGGGGCCCUGGCACUGGUGGACGAGGUGAAGGGGAGCUGCCUCGAGCCUGACAUUGUGCUGUACAAUGUGUGCAUUGAUUGUUUCGGGAAGGCUGGGAGUGUGGACAUGGCCUGGAAGUUCUUCCAUGAGUUGAAGUCGCAAGGGCUGAAGCCAGAUGAUGUAUCGUACACGAGCAUGAUUUGGGUGUUGUGCAAGGCUGGGAGGCUAAGUGAGGCUGAGGAACUGUUUGGUCAGAUGGAGACAGAAAGAGCUGUGCCUUGUGCGUAUGCGUAUAAUACAAUGAUCAUGGGUUAUGGGUCUGCAGGCCAGUUUGAGAAUGCCUAUAAGCUUCUUGAUCAGUUAAAGGAGAGGGGUUGUAUUCCAUCUGUUGUGUCAUUUAAUUCGAUUCUCACUUGCCUUGGGAAGAAGAGGAAAGUUGAUGAGGCACUGACCUUGUUUGAGGCCAUGAAAAAGGAUGCAGAGCCAAAUUCCUCGACAUAUAACAUCAUCAUUGAUAUGCUUUGCAUGGCUGGAACAGUUGAGGAGGCCUAUAUGAUACGGGAUGAGAUGGAACGCGCUGGAAAGAAAGGAAAUGUUGACGACGCUUAUAGGUUAUUUGAGAACAUGCUAGAUACAGGCCACAAUGCUAAUCCUGUUGUUUAUACAUCCUUGAUAAGGAAUUUCUUCAUGCAUGGGAGGAAAGAAGAUGGGCACAAAAUCUUCAAAGAGAUGAAUCGUCGAGGAUGCCAGCCUGACCUUACCCUACUGAAUACAUACAUGGAUUGUGUUUUCAAAGCUGGUGAUGUUGAAAAGGGAAGGGCGAUAUUUGAGGAUAUCAAGGGUUAUGGCUUCCUUCCGGAUCAAGGUUUUGCUCUUGAUGCUCGGGCUUAUAAUGCUGUUGUUGAUGGGUUCUGCAAAUCUGGAAAGGUGGACAAGGCCUAUGAAGUUCUUGCGGAGAUGAAGGUAAAACGUGUAGCUCCUACAGUUGCUACAUAUGGAUCAAUUAUUGAUGGUUUAGCUAAGAUUGAUAGGUUAGAUGAAGCUUACAUGCUUUUUGAGGAAGCAAAAUCAAAAGGAAUAGAAUUGAAUGUUAUUGUGUAUAGCUCUCUCAUCGAUGGGUUUGGAAAGGUUGGUAGGAUAGAUGAAGCUUAUUUAAUAUUAGAAGAGAUGAUGAAGAAGGGUUUGACACCAAAUGUUUACAAUGUUCGGCAAGGCGAGAUUCCACGGUCGCCUAGGCGCUGGGCGGAGGCCUACCGCGGCGCCUACGGGGGGAAGGGUGGAGGCGAGUCCAGAGCUCCUCCUCGAGCCCACCAGGGGAGGGAGUCACUGAGUCCAGAGGUCCUCGUCGCCGCCUUCCACAAGCCCAAGAAGUACAAUAAGGCUUUUGUGUUCUGGCAAGAAAUGCAGAAACAGGGAUUAGUCCCUAAUGUUGUGACUUACCCAACCAUGAUUUCUGGGCUUGCAAAGGUAGGAAACAUAACAGAUGCUUGCAGUCUCUUUGAGAGGUUUAAGGCCAAUGGUGGAAUCCCUGAUGCUGCAAGUUUCAAUGCUCUUAUAGAGGGAAUGAGCCAUGCAAAUAGAGCAAUUGAGGCAUAUCAUGUAUUUGAAGAAACUCGAUUACAAGGAUGUAGAAUUAAUGUAAAGGCAUGCAUCAGUCUUCUAGAUGCUUUGAACAAAGCUGAAUGUCUUGAACAGGCUGUUGUUGUAGGUGCAGUUUUGAGAGAGAUUGCCAAGUCCCAGCAUGCUUCUAGAUCCUUGUAA